Larimichthys crocea (large yellow croaker) is the source of this 3474-nucleotide messenger RNA. Its product is annotated as tumor necrosis factor ligand superfamily member 10. Gene Ontology annotation, cellular component: membrane. NCBI's taxonomy places the organism in Eukaryota, Metazoa, Chordata, Actinopteri, Sciaenidae. The coding region runs from base 319 to 1176 and encodes 285 amino acids. The transcript has 6 exons. The record is from RefSeq and is a predicted model, not a curated record. Gene Ontology annotation, molecular function: tumor necrosis factor receptor binding. Gene Ontology annotation, biological process: immune response.
UGCCUGAAGGCGUCGUGAAGUUGCGUGUUUCAGCAUCUAAAAGCUCCCAGCUCAUUUCUAGAAACAGUGACAUACUGAGGCUGUUGUAAUCCUCCAUACCUCCCCUCUCUCUCUCUCUCUCUCUUUCUUUCUCUCUCUCUCUCUGCUCCACCUACCCACAAACUCUGCUCUGUUUUCCUCCCUCUCUCUCUCUCUCUCUCUCUCUCUCUCUCCCUGCAGAGCAGAAAUGCAGCAGAGCUUGAUCUGACUUGUCCUCUGCUGCUCAAACUGUUUUCCUCCUCCUCGGAACUUAUCUGUGUGCUCUACUCACGCUGUGAUAUGGCAAUUUCUGUUUCUCUCCAGUGUCUGGGACUCAUCAUACUCGCAGCAAUCCUCCUGCAGACCAUCGCGGUUGCUGUCAGCUUCAUGUACUUCAACAAAGUCCUGAACACGAUGCAGGAGAGUUUCUCCCGGAGUAGCGUUUCCUGUCUGAUUAAUGCAAACCUGCGCUCCGAGUCCGAAGAUUCAGCAGAGGAUAAGAAGAGCGAUCCCUGCUGGCAAGUCACGAAACAGCUCCACUACCACAUAGAGAAGACGAUGGCUGACAGAUUCCAGAAGGAGAUGAGAGAUAAGCUGACAGGAGUGCUUCCAGUCCUGGACCCUGAGGUCCGAGGGGUCCCUCUUCCUAAAGUUGCUGCCCAUGUGACCGGCAUCAGCUCGUCCACAGAGCUUCCAACAACAGACGGCUUGCGGAGCAGCAGGGGCUACCUCGGGGAGCGAAUCAGAGCGUGGGAGGGCCAGAGAGGUCUGUCCUUCCUGCAGAACAUGGAGCUGAGAGGAGGAGAGCUGUUGGUACCCAGAGCCGGCCUCUACUACAUCUAUGCCCAGACCUACUUCAGACUGCCCUCCACGGAGGAGACAGACGGGGAGACCGGGGAGGCAAAGGAGGAGGAAGGAGCGCAGCUUGUCCAGUACAUCUACAAGAAGAUGAGUUCCUAUCCGGUCCCCCUCCUGCUUAUGAAAUCGUCCCGGAGCGCCUGCUGGCCUCGGGGUCAGGAACCUGGUCUCUUCUCCCUGCAUCAGGCCGGUACUGCCUUUCUGAAGCCUGCUGACCGCCUCUUCAUCACCGUUAGCAACGCGAGCGCCAUGGAGAUGGACGGGAGGGCGAGCUACUUCGGGGCCUUCCUUGUGGGGUAAAAAAGAGAGGGGAAUCUCGGACAAGGGUGUCCGGGACUGGGAUGACUUGAUGGACGUCUACAAAAGUUUACCCAAAUGUCAGGAGUUUGCUUGGAAAUAAGCAGCUGUCUGUCUGAGGAUACAGUGUUGAAGAAGAACAAACUAUGAGGAGUGCAAAGGACUUCUUCCAGUGGCGGACUCAAAGUGACGAAGAAGAAGUCACAGUUAAACCCCACACCAGAUACAAACUCUGUUUUCAAGGCUGGUAAACAGAAUGCACAGUAUGAGCAAACACGGAUUACAUGGUGCAUUCACAGCGAGGAACAUUCGGAGCAGCACAAUAGACGCAGAUUAAAUGUUGCUCUCUCGUGUUUGAAUGACUUCUAUUGAGAGCAGACUGAGCUGUUUUGCCCGCAGGUCAAACAAGUCAACAGACGGCUUGUCUUCUCCAGGAAAUGACAGCGCUGUCGGACCCUUAACCGGUCUUUUACUAAAAAUAUGUAUCAAGGAUGCCACAAGACAAGAUUUUAGAAGUUCAAUAUUAUGAAUGAAGCUUGUUUGUUUUUUGUUUACAGCACAUAUGGUUGAAUUUCUCUUUGUGCAAUGUCUUGAAUGAAUGUGUGGCAUGACACAGAUCACGAUGCAGCCUCAACGAGAAGCGAGAAUGGAAUAUGACACAUUCACACUUCUGUAUUCUCUACAAACCAAUCCAGAUUUUCUGCAGUGAUGUAUAAAUUAUUCCUGGCACAAAGUCAAACACGUUCAACAGUGUGUGUUUAGUCCUUGAUUCUGUUUGUGACAAUCAUGGACGGGAUCUGAAGGCCGGGGUUGAGGAGGGUGUCCCGGUUCGGGAACCUCCAGAAUUGCGUCUUGAUUCUGUCAGGUUUCAUCAGGCCGUGAGAGUCGGCACCGGAUGGCCCCUCCGGGGGUUUGGAGUGAGCAGGUAGAGCCGCUGCUCCUUCAUGUUGAAAGGAGCUAGCUGAGGUGGGAGGAUGCUCGCUGGAUGCCUUCCUUUGGAGGUGCUCAUCCAACCUGGUAGGAGACUCUGGCCUGGGAAUAACUCGGGAUCCCCCAGGAGGAGCUAGAAUGCGCUGCUUGGGGAGAGGGAUGUCUAGAGCACCAUGGCCCGACCCCGAUAAGUCGAAGGAAAUAGAAAUGGAAUGUAAAAAUGAAUCAACAAAUGGUUGCUUCAAAAGAUUGUUGUUGUUUGAUUUCCAGGUCUUACAAUACAAUAAGACAAAAGCACAAACAAUCCCACGUUCCAUCAUUUAUUAGCCAGGGUUGCUGGCAUCGUGGCUCUAGGGAUGGUCAAUAUCUCAGCAGCUAUUUAAUAAAACUGCCAUGAAAAAGUUCAUUGUUCUUGGCAAUCCUGACUUUCCUCUAGCGCCACCUCGAGGUUAAAAGUGGUGGUGAUGGUUGGUGGCUUUGAGUGAAGAACUGUUGGAUGGAUUUCUGAGAUUUGGCGCACACGUUGAGGUCGUCAACAGGACAAAUUUGAGUGACUUUGCUGAUUCUCUAACUUUUAAUUUAGCACCAUUCAUGUCAUUUUUAAAAAUUUGUUUGAUAUCUAAAAAACUAAACAACAUUCCUAUCAAAUGUUUGUUGUAUUUAGUGCUUAUUUACUUGUUUUACCCGUGAUUGGUUAAAAUUCUUAAUAUUUUUAACUACUUUUAAAGUUUUUAACCUGUUUCUGUCCAUUGAUUUUAGGUUUUUCCUCACUCCAAUUCUCAAUUGAAUGAAUCACGUCACCAGGGACGGACAAUAAUUUUUCAUUUUUCUGAUUCUUCCGCCGCUCUGUACCCCUCCACACAAAAAGACACCCAAACUGAAAAAGUAAAAAACUAUCAUUUAAUACAUGUUUGUAUUACAUGUUUCCAUAUUACGGCAGUGAAUGUUUCAGCAAUAAUAAGAGUCACUCCUCAAACAAGAGUUUUUACAUAAAAAAAAAAAAAGAAACCAAACAAACAAACAAAAAAAAAAUACCAAAAACUAAUCAGGGUUCAAGUAAUGCCCAACAGAAAACAUUUUUUUGAAACAUUACACAACGCAGGAGGAUAGAUCAUAACUGCUGAUCGAACUGUGAAUCCACCUGCUGCUUCCUGGUCUAUGAGUGGAGAACCAAGGUGUUCGUUUGGUCUGCCCCAAGUCCUCUCUCUCUUUCUCUCUCUCUCUGUCCUUCAGUCUCUUUUUGGUCACUAUGACUGGUGACUGACAAAAUGUUGUAGUUACAGCUGAGACAAUAAAACACAAACACAGACAACACGCAGCCUCUUUGAGUUAUGGGAGGGCUUCAAGGUGCUUUAACCAAAAAAAAAAAAA